Molecule: messenger RNA, 710 nt
Organism: Meriones unguiculatus (Mongolian gerbil)
Lineage: Eukaryota; Metazoa; Chordata; Mammalia; Rodentia; Muridae
Product: killer cell lectin-like receptor subfamily I member 2
Exons: 5
Coding region: 52-687 (211 amino acids)
Biological process (GO): stimulatory C-type lectin receptor signaling pathway; positive regulation of natural killer cell mediated cytotoxicity
Source: RefSeq, a predicted model, not a curated record
CGCAAAUUACAGAGACUGAGAGGAAGCUGUUCCGGUCACCUCAGAACGAAAAUGCUCAAGGGAAAGCAAAAUGAACUUGGAACAAACAAGCAGGAGUUUAUUAACAUAGGACCAGAAUCUUCCACAUUUCAAGAGAAGCAGGGGUGCUUCAGGACAGACCAGAGAGCUAAUGUGUGGAGAGAAGAACAGAAAAAACAGGAACUGAAAGUUCACGGAGCAUUGUCUCUCCAGCAAAGCACAGUGUUCGUAAGGGGCAAAGGAACAGAUCCCCAGUUGAGAACAUGGCGAUUGAUAACUGUUUUCCUAGGAACUGCAUGCAUUAUUUUGAUUAUAAAAGUGAGCUUCUUGCUUCCAAACUUGUUUCCUAGAGGAGAGAAGCAAAGCAAAGAGACCUCCCUUCUUGAUUUUCUAUGUCAUAAGAAUGCUGACCGCUCCUGUCAUCAUUGUUCACGUGACUGGAUUGCUUUUGGAAACAAUUUCUAUCAUCAUGUUCCUGAAAUCAAAACCUGGGCAGACAGUCAGUCUGCCUGUGAGGAGCUGAAUUCUCAUCUUGUGGAGAUAGACUCCAAAGCAGAGCUGGAAAACUUGUUAUUGUUUGAAAUUAGUGGCUGGAUCCAUCUCAGAACUGAUGAAUUCAAUGGGUCCUGGCUGUGGAAAAAUGACACUAAAACACAGCAAACCCUGUAAGUACAAUGUUUAUACAAAGUGGG